Messenger RNA from Jatropha curcas, 1635 nucleotides. NCBI's taxonomy places the organism in Eukaryota, Viridiplantae, Streptophyta, Magnoliopsida, Malpighiales, Euphorbiaceae. The record is from RefSeq and is a predicted model, not a curated record.
UGUUUCCUUUGGGUUUGGGCUGCAAUUUUCUUUUAACUCUCAGUUCAAACACGCCCUCGUUCCAACAGUUUCACCUUUCCUCACCAACAAGCUACAACUUAUGCCAACAUCUAACAUUACAAAUCUUACAAUUGCUCCACCUGAAAGCUGGAAGUUAUCGAAAUAAACAUUGUAUAGCUCUUCUAACCACGGUCACCGACCGAUCAAGAAAUGGCAGGAGUAUCGUUGAAGUGCGGGGACUGUGGUGCUCUCCUGAAGUCCGUUCAGGAGGCUCAAGAGCACGCCGAGCUGACUUCUCACUCCAAUUUCUCCGAGUCGACGGAGGCUGUGCUCAAUCUCGUUUGCACUAUCUGUAACAAACCUUGCCGAUCCAAAACAGAAAGUGAUCUGCACACAAAGAGAACUGGGCAUACAGAGUUUGUAGAUAAGACUUCUGAGGCAGCAAAACCAAUCAGUCUAGAGGUUCCUAAGGCACCAAUGGAUGAGGAUGAGCCCGUCGACGCCGGCCCUAGUGACCAGUCUGCAGAAAUGGUAGCUCCAGAGGUUGACCAAAAGCUCCUUGAGGAACUAGAAGGAAUGGGUUUCCCAAAAGCACGGGCAACCCGGGCACUUCAUUACUCUGGGAAUGCCAGCAUUGAAGCUGCUGUAAACUGGAUAGUUGAGCAUGAGAAUGACCCAGACAUAGAUGACAUGCCCAUGGUACCUGCUAACAAAAACGUUGAGGAUCCUAAACCUUCUCUUACACCUGAAGAAAUGAAACUUAAAGCACAAGAGCUAAAAGAGCGUGCUCGCAAGAAGAAAGAGGAGGAAGAGAAGAGAAUGGAAAGAGAAAGGGAAAAGGAGAGAAUUCGGAUUGGCAAGGAACUCCUAGAAGCAAAACGAAUUGAAGAAGAAAAUGAAAGAAAGCGCAUACUGGCAUUGCGGAAGGCAGAGAAGGAGGAAGAGAAGAGGGCUAGGGAAAAAAUUCGCCAGAAGUUGGAAGAAGACAAGGCAGAAAGAAGAAGGAAGCUUGGAUUGCCACCAGAAGAUCCUACAACUGUAAAACCUUCUGCACCUGUUGUGGAGGAGAAAAAGAGCUCCUUGCCUAUUAGGCCUGCCACAAAGGUAGAGCAAAUGAGAGAGUGUCUGCGGUCUCUUAAGCAGAAUCACAAGGAUGAUGACGCUAAAGUGAAGAGGGCAUUCCAGACUCUCCUAACUUACAUAGGGAAUGUUGCCAAAAAUCCUAAUGAGGAGAAGUACAGAAAAAUUAGGGUCAACAACCAAACCUUUCAGGAUAGAGUUGGUUCACUGAAAGGGGGCAUUGAGUUUCUGGAGCUAUGCGGCUUUGAGAAAAUUGAAGGGGGCGAGUUCCUUUUCUUAGCUAGGGACAAGGUCGACAUGCAAGUGAUGAAUUCAGCUGGAUCCGAGCUGAACUCUGCAAUUAAUAAUCCAUUUUUCGGUGUUCUUUAAGUUGAAGCAGCUUUCCAUGUACUGUAAAAUGUUCUUUUACCAGAAAGUAAAAGGGAUUUUCAAGAAUUGUGUAAGCACUUUCAUGGCUUUGGUUAGAUUAAAAGAUUAAAAAUACCCAUUUUAUGAAUUCAAACCUCCAUAGAAUCGAGUGCAUCUUGCUAAGUUUAUGCCAACCAUUAUCUUCAA